AUGGACGAUGGCGAUGACAUGGAUGUGUCGGUUGACGGGAUUCUGUCCAAACGUGCAAAAAAUCAAAUGCGACCGAUGUGUGCCAUGUUCCAAUUGCAAAGCCAGCAAGUUGACGAAAAGAAGAUUGAUCGAAUUGAAGACCGAUUAGCAAGCAUCGAGAAUGUUUUGGCGGGUCUCGCAACCAGAUUGGGUAAUUUGGACUUACAGAAAGAUGAUUCAAGCAGCCAGUCACGAUCCAGUCGGGUUGGCGUAAAUAAUAAAAGCCCUGGGAUUACGACUGAUGCAGCCGCUACUCCUGCAACGUUCGAAGGUGAAACAACAAUCAACAGUCAAUCGGGUUAUGCACGAGAGCUACUGGCCCAGGCUAUCGGCAACACACCAUCCAUGGAACAAAACGCAGAGAUUAGAUCUGCACUGACCGCGCUGAAAGAAUUAGUCGGCCAACAAGGCCAAAUAACUACGUCUUCGAAUCAGCUCAUUAAUCGAACUCUCGCAGAAUUUGACCCGGCCAAGUUGGAACGGCCACCCUGGGCUGUGGUUAGCGACACUUUGGACAAGGCGUGCAAGUUCCCUACCAUGGCUUUUGUGAUCAUCUUUCCCUUUCUGAAAAUGGAGAAUAUAAGGGAGAUUGUAGAAGAUGCAUACUUCAACGCAGGCUCUUGUUCUGCUCCGAGGCGCGUCCUCGCUUACGGGGUCAUGGAGAACAUAUUUGUUGAGUUCAAGGCAUUCCCUCUCGCCAAUCAGGACAUCGGCCAUUUUGGAGAAUACAGCAACAUGUGCAAAAGGCAUAUGGAGGUGGCUAUGAGCCAGCUGGAUAUUUUCAUGCCAGCAAGCUACGAGAACAUCAUGGCUCUACUAAUCAGCGCUGCACAAUCAAUCGAACUGUGUAAACCAUCGCUAUGCUGGGUCAUGAUCUCGACUGCAGCCGGCCUGUGCCAAAACCUCGGCUACCACCGCAUCAAUACAAUGGCGAAUGAUAGUGUGGAAGAACAAAAUGCUAAGAUCCACGUUUUUUGGAUGGUCUACAUGCUUGACAAGACCCUUUCGCUUCGUCUUGGUCGUGCCUCGAUCAUCCAGGAUUGGGACAUCUCGCUUCCAUUUUUCGUUGGCAAUGAGAACGCUACGGAAACUCCUGAUGGCACCCAGAUGCUUUCCUACUGGAUCAAAGUUGCACGAGUUCAAGGCUUGACGUACGAGAAGCUCUUCUGUCCCGCCGCCUUCCUCACGUCGCCUGACGAACGUGCUCGUAUUGCUAAUGAUCUGGUCAAUGCGAUGAACCAAGCGUGGCUUGAAAGGGGUGAGGUGACCGUUGCAGAUUUUACAGACUUGGGUAAGGACAUUAAGUUUGUGCCUCAUCGCACAUCAUACACCCUGAAUAGCCCAAGCACCACAGAGAUACCAUCCAGGCGCAAGCGGCUCGGGCCUCCAAAACCGAUAACUGCGCCUCUGAAUGCGGCAGAAUAUAUACAAGGGUCGUUUGAGCGCAUUCAAGAUAUAUUUUUUCAUUCAGAUGUUGUUAUGCACUAUUCUACUUGUGCGCUCAUCCAACGAGCCGUCAGUCCUGACAAUUUCACAUUCAAUCAAGAAUGUCUUGAAUCCUCUCGAGCGGCUCUGGCAGCCCACAUGAGGGCAAACGCUCAGUUCAACACCAAUGGAAACGAGGAGUUAUGGUCAGGUUAUAUCCAUUGGUCUAUCCUCAACGCCCCUUUUACUCCUUUUAUUGUCAUCUUUUGCUAUGUCAUUCAAGAAAACGAGUCCAGUGACCUCGACUCUCUCUUUGACUUUGUCGCCAGCCUAGAAUCCUGUCGCACUAUAUCGGAAGGCGCCGACAGACUAUACAAAAUGUGUCACAUGUUCUCGCAAAUCGCGAAACUCUACGUUCAAGCAAAGACUCAAGAAAAAACGACGCGCACUCAAGCAGGAGCUCAGGGAAGCCAGACAGAUUAUUAUACCACAGCUGAUGGAACACACUUGGAUCUCAAUGCAUCAAACUCAUUCGAUCCAUAUCUCAAUGCACUUGGCCUCAUGCCAAAUUGGAGAUGGCCGGGUCCUGGCGUCCAUGCUACAUCAAAUGAAUUCGAUGCUCCGCAGGAUACUAGUGGAGUCAACAUCUACAACCAGGGAAAUAAUUUAAGCGGUGUGCCAGGCAUUAGUGCGACGAAUCUCGGCUUUGGUCCCCUAGGUGGAAACCAGAAUUCUGUACAAGAUUGGUUCUCUGGAUCACGAUAUCUGAUGAAUUGGAUAGAAGCGGGUGACGAACUCCAGAUGCCAGAUUUAAAUUUAUAG
This is a messenger RNA of Plenodomus lingam JN3, 2286 nucleotides long. NCBI's taxonomy places the organism in Eukaryota, Fungi, Ascomycota, Dothideomycetes, Pleosporales, Leptosphaeriaceae. The record is from RefSeq and is a predicted model, not a curated record.